Molecule: messenger RNA, 4974 nt
Organism: Pseudophryne corroboree (corroboree frog)
Lineage: Eukaryota; Metazoa; Chordata; Amphibia; Anura; Myobatrachidae
Product: baculoviral IAP repeat-containing protein 1-like
Exons: 14
Coding region: 463-4491 (1342 amino acids)
Biological process (GO): pyroptotic inflammatory response; detection of bacterium; inflammatory response
Cellular component (GO): IPAF inflammasome complex
Molecular function (GO): cysteine-type endopeptidase inhibitor activity involved in apoptotic process; ATP binding
Source: RefSeq, a predicted model, not a curated record
CUGCACGAUACUUUAGCGGAGAAACGAGUCAAUGCGGUCCCGUUAUUGUGUCCACGUUACGCUGAAUCCCACCAGGAUAAUUUAGGGUUGUGCCUAUCCACUCUUUGCUGAAUUUCCAUCAUGGAGCUCCGCUACGGUAAUCUGUGAGCUACGGCCACAGGAUCUCCUGAUUUACGCUGAGCAACCUCUCCACAUAGUGAGCCAUCCUCCACAAAGGCUGCUAGCCAAGUAAACUAUACGAAGUGGCUACGGGCUGCCAAGCUGUCUCUGAAGCCCUAGUAUGGAGAUCGCUACAGCAGCCGCUGCACUGAGUUUUUACCCGCUAUACGGAGCCGUCACCCGCUAUACUCUUUCCUCUCCCGCAGGCGGCCAUCCAAUUACUCGGCUGAUCUAUACAUCAAACAGUGCUGUAGACACAGCUUAAGCAGACAAGCCACUCUGAUCGAAAAUUUCAUGUAGGAAAUGGCUUCUGUCGACCACAGCGAAGAUGGUGAGGAUAAUGUGGAUUUAAUUAAUUUUAAGGAGCCUAAUCCUAUAACGGCUAUAACAAAUCUUUUCACCCUUUCCUUUGGGACUGAUUUUAACAUUGAUGAACAUAAACGUCAUGUCGCCAUACGUCAACAGCUGGGCACAAGUUACAAUUUUGAAAUGAGAUGUGAGGCCAGGAGAUUGAGAUCUUUCCAAUCACUCAAAAUGGCAUGUUGGUGUCCAAAAGAGAUGGCCAGCGCUGGGCUAUAUUUCACUGGUGUCAGCUACAGUGUCCAGUGCUUCUGCUGUGGGAUUGUGUUCAUCUACAAACCUUUAAGAACCACACCAAGAAAAUAUCAUGCAAAUUAUAACCCAGCCUGUAGUUUCAUAAAAGGAGAAGACAUGGGCAAUAUUUCUAAAUACGAGGUAAGGGUUCAACCUUCACCGACUGACCAAGAAUCUCUACAGGAAUAUUCAACAGAGGUAUCCAGAUUAAACUCUUUCAUAAACUGGCCCUUCUAUGCCAGGAUUCAACCUGCUCAACUUGCCAGUGCGGGAUUCUUCUUUACUGGUAGAAGAGACACUGUGCAAUGUUUCUCCUGUGCUGGCUGCCUAGGACACUGGCAGGAACAUGAUGACCCAUGGAAGGAACAUGCCAAAUGGUUUCCUGAGUGUGAUUUUCUCAAACAUAAGAAAACUCCAGAUGAAAUCAAAGCAUAUAUUUCAUCCUACAGUGGAUUUGAUGGAUUUGCGGGAAAACAUUUCUUUCCUGUUGUUGGUGUUAAGAUUCUUCCUACUGAACCACGCAUGACCAGCUGGAACAUCUUUGAGGAUGAGAACAUCCGUUUAGAGUCAUUUAAGAGAUGGCCUCCAGAUGCCAACGUACAGCCUGCUGCACUUGCCAGGGCAGGACUUUUCUACACAGGAAUAUCAGACACUGUGAGAUGCUACGUAUGUAAUAUCAGCAUUUAUGCAUUUGAACCUGGGGAAGAUGCAUGGACAGAACAUCUGAAGCACAGCCCUAAAUGUGAAUUUUUGCAAAAAAGACGCGAAAUAAAGCCAAAAGAUAUGGAAACUGCAAGAGAUGCAGAUAACCAGCAUUUACAGCUUGCUAAAGAAAAAAAAGUUAUUCAUGAUUUAGACAGUGGUUUGAAUGUCCAUAAGGAAGAUUGGUCUGUUAAAGCAACUGAAUUACGACAAAGUCUGAUGGAGCUGUACAAUGAUUCUAACUUCAAGAAAUUAGCACCCUUUCCGGACUCCUCCCAUGUCUCUGUAGAUCUCAGCUCAUUGUUUGCAGAUAUCUCUGUUGCAUUGAAGGACACCAGAAAUCAUAUAGUGCGGCAGCUCACAUUGCCAGACAUCCUGUCAGAGCUGAGGGACAUCACUAUGAUAGAAGGAGAAGCCGGCAGUGGGAAAACAGCUCUACUCAGGAAGAUUGCCAUUCUCUGGGCCUCAGGGAGGUGUCCUGUACUGAGCAGGUUCAGCCUUGUGUUUUAUAUCUCUCUAUCCUCCACUGAGAGCCAACACUCUCUGAGUGACAUCAUCUGCCAGCAGCUGACGGGCACCACAACAUCUCUUACUGAAGAGACCCUGGGGGACAUCAUUAAGCAACUAAAGAAUCAGGUCCUGUUUCUCCUGGAUGACUAUGGUUUGAUGGACUCCACUCCAGGAUCCAUAGAAGAACUUUUACUGAAGAACCCCUGGAAUAGAGUGAGUCUGGCAGUCACAGUGAGCAGUGACAAGGAUUGGAAGCUGCGUCAGUAUGCACGGAACAUACUGAGCAUCCAGGCCUUCCCCCUCUAUAGCUCAAUAUAUAUUUUUAGACAGCUCUUGUCACACAAUUUGUCAUUCAUUGAGCGCUUCUUGGUGAAUGUGGGUAUGUCCAAUGCAUUUCAGGUUGCUUUAAAGACCCCUCUUUUUACCUUCUCUGUCUGUAUUUUUUGGGUGCAAGACCCAAAUGAAGAUAUAGCAGGGGAAACAGCUAUAUGCAAGUCCUAUCUGAUGCACAGCAUGCUAAAACAUCCCACAGAGACUGAGAGAAUCAAAUCUGUGCUCAUAACCUGUGGAGAACUUGCCCUGCGGGGCAUCUUCCAAUCACACUUUACAUUCACUCAAAGAGACCUUGCUGAAACGGGCGUGAAUACCAAUGAUGCUCUCCAAUUUGGCAUAUUGAGUAUGUUUACAUCACAGAGACUCCACCCCAUUUUCAAGUUCUUACACCCCUCAUUCCAGGAGUUUCUGGCUGGGAGUAGGAUGCAUGAACUUCUGCAAUCUGGAGAAAAAGCGGAAAAAGAAAGAGGUUUGUCAUACCUGCAGGAAAUUAAUAUCUUCUUAAAAGUUGUUGGGCGCUACAACUAUUUCUUGAAGCACUCAUGCAUGCAUUCUCCUGAAACAACUAAGAUGAUCAUUUCACACCUGUUCAGUUUAUUGGAUUCUAGUGAGGCAUUUGAUUGUCAGAGAGAAACAAAUCUUUACCUGGAACACCACCCUGAGCUAGAGUACUUAGAACAAGCACUGACUAUUGUAACUGCCAUCGAUUUAGGCUUCCGUCAUGGAUAUGUGAUCAGUUUAUUACUGGAGUUUGCUAUUAACAUAGCCAAUGAGAGUAAAUAUAUGACAUCCUGUGCUCCCCUCAUUUUGCAGUUUCUCAAAGGAAAAACCAUGUCAGUCAGUUUGCAAUGUCCACAAAUUUGGCUCCUUGAAUUUCUGCACAGUUAUCCAGAAGGACUGCAGUUAAUACAGAGCCUGGAGAUAGUUGUACCUCACAGUCAACAGGUAUCAAGCCUUGACUUUUGGAACACAGAGCGUUAUGCAUCUGUUUGGAACGUACUCCGAGUUGACAUAGACUAUUCCAAUGCCUUUCAGCUUGUUUCAGAUACACUAGGAAAAAAAACAAAGUUUAAGGAUGCAAAUAUAAAAAUUGCUGAUCUGUCCACAUUUUGCUUCAACCAGGAUAUCCAUAGAAUUCCUGUGCUGAGAAUUAAAUCCCAUGGUCGUCCUGUAGAGAAUGAAAACAUCCUAGUUAAUGUUAUGGCUUUCUGCAGUCUCUCUAUUCACAUUGAACUGGACCUGAUGAAUUGCCCAGGAUUUCUAAACAGUAUCUCACCAUGUUUUGAUCAAUACAAAGAGUCCAUUGUGAAGUUCAGUAUAAACUGUGCAGAGCUGACCAGAGAGGAACAAGAACUGAUUACACAUCUGACUUCACUGCAAAGUCUGCAAAUAACAGUCAAGCCACUACCAGCAGAGUUUAUUGAGCAGUUCUCCAAUCUGAUCUCCUUCACACUGAGCUCUAAGUGGUGCCCUGAGGUUGAGAAGCUUAUUACUUCAUUGUGUCAGAAUGGAAAAAUGCAGGAAAUCUGUUUGUCCAAUUUUCUAUUAUGGGACAAGGAGAUAAUCCAUCUGGCUUUGGCAUUACCGUCUCUUAAAAAUCUCAAACUUUUGGAGAUCGAUUUUAACUAUUCUGUGAAAGUUGAAGCAGCUGAAAAAUUUGCCGAAGCUCUGCCGUCUCUCAAGCUCCUGGAAGAGUUUUGUGUCCCGGGUGGAGAUGCAGUGAGGGAAACAAUGACAUGCUUUAUACAGCAAUUCCAGUAUAUGCCCAACCUCAGGAAGCUCAUCAUCAACCGUAAUAUAAUGAGUGACAGCAGCCUGCUGGAGUUAGCGAAAGUGUGCGCAGAUGGCCAUUUAAGAAAUCUACAGAAUUUAAAUCUUGGCAAUAAUCUCGACAUCACACAAACUGGAUGGAGAAACUUCUUCCAAGUUGUAGAUAAUCUGCCAAAACUGAAUGAACUCCAUAUUUCAAGAGUAUAUUCUCAUCAAUUUAAAACAGACCCUAUAACUCUGAUUGCCUUAGUCCAGUGUGUAUCCAGGCUUCAUAGCUUGAACUUGCUAGUCAUGUUUGGAUGGCAGCAGGACGACAAAGAUAUUGAGAUGUUUGAUGCAAUGAAAUCUAAACAUCCCCAGGCAAAGAGCCUAAUAGUUAUGUGGAAAUGGAUACUACCAUUUCCCCCGAUUGUCACAGAAUAAACAAUCAUUUUCUCUGCAGGUUAUAGUUCCUGACAGUAUAACUUUGCCUUAUUCUAAGGGUGCAUACACACGGUGAGAUUCGGACUUAUCCGAUUCUCACCGUGCGACAGGGGGCCGGGUCGGCACUUAGCCAGUAUCGCAAGCACAUAAUGAGUGUGCUUGCGAUGCUGGCUAUGUGCGAUGUCAAUCCUGACUAUCUCUUCUAUAGAGAUAGCCAGGAUUGACUUGCCUGCACAGCCUAUUUUUUCUGCCGAUGCCGACCGCGCGGGGCCGCGCAUCGGCAUCGGAUCGGGAUCGGGAUCGCAAGGUAUAUAUAUAGUCAGAAUCGGAAGAAAAUAUCUUACCGUGUGUACACACCUUAAGACCUCUAUGUAUUUGUAUCUUAUUAGUAGUACUAUUUUAAAGAAGAAUUUUGUAGCGUGAACCUCUUUUCGGUAGACUAGCAAUAAGUGACAUAUACAUGUGCGUAUAUACAGUAUAUAA